Molecule: messenger RNA, 1093 nt
Organism: Ilyonectria robusta
Lineage: Eukaryota; Fungi; Ascomycota; Sordariomycetes; Hypocreales; Nectriaceae
Product: putative short-chain dehydrogenase
Exons: 3
Coding region: 90-842 (250 amino acids)
Source: RefSeq, a predicted model, not a curated record
CUUCUUCAUCUUUGAUGUAAAUAGCAUCCUGGACUAGAUAGCUGGAAUCCAGCUACUAGAGGCCGUUCACACUCAACAUCAGAGCAAUUAUGUCUCUCUCAGGGAAAACCGCACUCAUCACUGGCGGUGCCAAGAACCUCGGUGCUGAAAUUGCUCUUGCCUUAGCUGCUCUGGGAGCCAAUCUCGCUCUUCACUACAACUCCCCUUCUUCAAAGGACGAAUCUAUCAAGCUACAAAGGACACUUAGCACUUCUUAUCCGGAGAGCAAGGUCCAGUUUUACCAAGCGGAUCUUACCACAGGGGCCGCGGUCGACCAGCUGUUCACAUCCGUUGUGAAGGACUUUGGCAAGCUUGACAUUGUCAUCAACACAGUCGGCAAGGUUCUCAAGAAACCCAUCACCGAGAUCUCAGAAGCGGAGUAUGAUACCAUGUUUGCCGUGAACUCCAAAUGCGCCUUCUUUGUCCUGAAGCAUGCUGCCAAGCAUAUCCAGGAUGGCGGCAAGAUCAUCACUAUAGUAACUGCUCUUCUUGCAGCUUUCACAGGACUCUAUACUUCAUACGCUGGAUCAAAGGCCCCGGUGGAGCAUUUCACAAGGGGCGUUGCGAAGGAGCUUCAACCUCGGGGUAUCAGCGUGAAUGCAGUUGCGCCUGGUCCUAUGGAUACCCCAUUCUUCUACCCACAAGAGUCUUCAGAGACAGUCGCGUUUCAUAAGAGCCAGGCUCUUGGUGGAAGGCUUACGGACGUGAAGGACAUUAGUCCACUUGUGAGAUUCCUCGUGUCGGAGGGUGGAUGGAUUACUGGUCAGACCAUCUUUGCAAACGGUGGCUAUACUACUCGGUAAUAGGCAAAUGGAAAAAAGCUGGUUGCGGUUAAGGGGUAACGCAUUCUACGCCAGGGAGCUAUUUGCGAAUAAUGACUCUUUCGGCACCUGUAAAUGUGUACUGCCCGAAUUUCGUAGGCAGUGAGAGAAACGCCUGAAAUUAUACUCAGAGCUUAGGCGAGACACAGUCGUAGGCAAUCAUCUCGGCAAGAAUGUCUAAGAUGAGCCAGAGGAGCGUUAGUUAUAUAUGAAUUGAGACAGAUAUAAGCCGA